CCCCGUGUAAGCCCGAAGUCGGACAGUAUACGCACGACGUUGUUAAUGUUGUAUCAGGCUUUGGUUUGUUCUUAUCGACACUUGCCGUGAAGUAUGGCAACUAUUUGCUUGAGGUAUUACACUAGAGUUAUUAGAAACGCGUCAUUUGGAUACGGCGUGAACGUACAAACGAUAAAGGCGAGGAUUCCAUUUUCAGUUCGUCGUUUUUCAGCUGUUGCAACACUCGGGCACCGAUACCAUGGCGUGACUGUUCGGAGCAGGCGACCAGAGGAGAGGGCACUGUGGCAUGACCGGCUGUCACGAGACCGCAACUUGUUACGUUUACAACACACGGCCAGGUAUAGUUCACAGAGUGACAUGUUAGAAUGGAGCCCGCACAAUUUCGCGGAUUUUCUGCGAGAAAAUGAUAUUCAACGAUGUUACAUGGUAUGGGAUCGUACCGACUGCAAGGUCAAAGUGUCGCACCCUGAACUUGAGCCCAUUGAGAAAUAUUUUGCCAAGGACAAAAUUGACUACGAUCAGCACGAGGGUGUGUUUUUACAGUUAGGACAAAGGACCGGCUGUUUACUUGGUGCUUUUAUCUGGCGCACAAACCGGGGGCAAGCGUGCGGUGGUGUUCGGCUUUGGAACUACACAACCAUAGAGCAAUAUUUGCGUGAUGGUUUACGCCUUGGUCAAGGCAUGGGUGUCAAAUCUGCUUUGGCUGGCUUAUGGGCUGGUGGCGGCAAAGGCGUCGUCCAAGUACCCAUGGCCAAUAAACACUUUAUCCAAGAUUAUCGUACUCAGAUCUUCUAUGACUAUGGCGAUUUCUUAUCUUCUUUGAAUGGUUGCUAUGUUACUGCAGAGGAUGUAGGUGUAAAUGUUCAUGAUUUAGAUCACGUACAUCAGCAUACAAGGUAUACAACCUGUAUUCCAGAAGAGAAAGGAGGUUCAGGGAAUCCUUCCAUUGCAACUGGUAAAGGUGUUGUGUGUGCUAUGGAAGGGGCUUUAGGCUUCUUACACAUGGGUUCAUUGGAAGGCAAGUCUGUGGCUAUCCAGGGUGCUGGCAAUGUUGCUACUGUUAUUGUUGACGAACUAAUAAAGAAACGCGUCGCUCAGAUUUAUGUAACAGAUUGUCAUCAAUUCAGAGUUGAUGAUAUGAGAGAUUUGUUCCGUCAUAAGCAUGGUAGUACUGAAUUAGAAAUAAAGAAAGUACCUAUAGAUGAUACAAGUAUCAUGUCACGUCAAUGUCAUAUUCUCUCACCAUGUGCCCUUGGCAAUAUUUUGAACAAAGAUACCAUUCCAUUGAUCAAUGCCGAUAUAGUUUGCGGUGCCGCUAACAACCAACUAGGAAGUCCUGAGGAUAAUGAGUUGUUGAAAGAAAGGGGGAUUACUUAUGUUGUAGAUUACCUAGCAAAUAGAAUGGGAAUUGUUAACUGUGCUAACGAGACGUACGGCAGACUUCCCAAUGAUCCAGCAAUUACCAGGCACUUUGACACUCACUGGGAAAAUUCGAUUAUCAACAUGACAACAAAAAUAUUAGAAAAAGCCCGGGAUGAUGACAUAACUCCAGUUGAAGCUGCUAAUGCCAUUGCUGAUAAAAUGAGCCGCGUACUACACCCAAUAUGGCCAAACAGAUCCCAGCAAAUAAUUGAUGCCUUGGUGGAAACUGAAUGGCAUAAACAACCAACCCAUUAAUAUAUUACUUAAUGUUUUUUCCAGGAAAUACAGAAUAUUCAAGUAAAAUUUAGAUUAUUUAUGAAAUGUUGAAUGUUUUUAUGUACAUAUGAAAAUUAAUAUUCGGUUCUAUAAUGCUAUACAGUGGCAUUGAACAAAUUGUAAAAUAUCUGUCUAUGCGAGCCUCUACUAAAGCUGCCUUAUCUUACUCAUCCAUGGUGUUCCCUAAUUGCUUAAUUAUCCUUGUGUGUAGGGCUUGAAAUAGGAGCUCAUGUCGUACCACCGCAUAAUUGCAAUAUUUGCAAUAUGGGUACAAGGUUUGCAUUAGAAAUCUUUGCAUAUUAAUUAGCUUAUUUUGCAUAAUUUGUUCAGUAACACUAAGUGUGCUUCUUGUAAUAAGUUCAAUGCCUCGUUCUCACUACCAUAACAUAGCGAAUGGCUUAAAACAGGCUUGUAGUCAUGUGUUAAAUUCCAGUCUUUGUUCACACGUAUGUUAUCUAAUGGUUUUAAUUUGAAAAUCAGGCAGUGUGCCAUAUAUUUGUUCAUACAUUUGAUAUCCAAUGGUUUAAUGUAGAAAUCAAGUGAAAGACUAGGCCCUUUAAUUCAGAGCUGAAGUAGCUUGGGUUGACAUGGGAUUUCACAGUGGGAUGCAAUGGUUUUAAUGUAGAAAUCAAGUGAAAGACCAGGCCCUUUAAUUCAGACCUGAAGUAGCUUGGGUUGGCAUGUGAUUUCACAGUGGGAUGCAAUGGUUUUAAUGUAGAAAUCAAGUGAAAGACUAGGCCCUUUAAUUCAGACCUGAAGUAGCUUGGGUUGACAUGGGAUUUCACAGUGGGAUGCAAUGGUUUUAAUGUAGAAAUCAAGUGAAAGAUCAGGCCCUUUAAUUCAGACCUGA
Molecule: messenger RNA, 2548 nt
Organism: Saccoglossus kowalevskii
Lineage: Eukaryota; Metazoa; Hemichordata; Enteropneusta; Harrimaniidae
Biological process (GO): amino acid metabolic process
Molecular function (GO): oxidoreductase activity, acting on the CH-NH2 group of donors, NAD or NADP as acceptor
Source: RefSeq, a predicted model, not a curated record